Messenger RNA from Tetrahymena thermophila SB210, 2904 nucleotides. Its product is annotated as N-recognin zinc finger protein. Lineage: Eukaryota; Ciliophora; Oligohymenophorea; Hymenostomatida; Tetrahymenidae. The transcript has a single exon. The record is from RefSeq and is a predicted model, not a curated record. Gene Ontology annotation, molecular function: zinc ion binding.
AUGAGAGAUAAAAAACUACUAUACAUAUUUGGUGGUGCUGCUGUCUUAGCAGGAACCUAUAUUUAUUUCGAAAGGAGAAAUAAGACUCUAAAAUAGAAAUACUCAUUGCUUUUUAAUUAGUUUUCGCAGCAAAUCCUCUGUUUUAAAUAACUCAAUUAAAACAAUUUUUAACUUACAUAUGAUAAACUAUUACAUUUAGCUAUUUAAGAAGAAAAUAAUAGCAAGUAACUGACACUUUCAGAUUAAAUAUCUUUUUCAGAUUUCAAUGCUAUUCUAAAUUAAGGAGCAUGUCCUUAACAAAUUAAUGCUGGCGAUUAUUACUACGACUGUUUUGAUUGUAGUUUUACAAGAUACGAAAAUGCUUACGCACUAAAUAGUAGAUAAACUGAUACAUAAUAUCAAAUAUUAUGUGAGGAUUGCUUUAAAACAGAAGAACACAAAAAUCAUAAAUUUAAAAGAUUCCAACAUCAUGGUCUUUUUAUUGCUUAAUGCUAAUGUGGAAAUUAAGCUUAAAUAAAUAAGAAGUGUUUUUGCAAGAAACAUUAAGGCUUUGAUAAAAUCAAAUAAUUAUAUGACGAUUAGCUCUUUAAAUAGCCUAAACUAUGGAAAGGAAUUGAAACAUUCUUAGUUGAUUCUUUUUACUAUUAUAUUGAAAUUGUAAGUGCUGUAAUUCAAUAAAAACUUGAUAAAUUAAUUGAUGAAAAGACGUACAACUAAAAUAUUCAAGGUAUUAAUUACUUCCUUUAGCUCAUAAUUAAUAAAAUAAAUGAAAUUCUUGAGCUAAAUCCUCCUUCCACUUAUCUCAUAUCAAGCACACUCUUAAAAUCUUUUGAAAAACCUAUUUCUUUUAAGGUUAAGAAAAAUUACCAACAAUAAUAUCCUGAUAAAUAUAUCAGAUUAAUUUAAAAGUAAAAAGAAAUUAAUUAAGAUUUUACUAUUUUGGAUUGUCUGUUGCUGAGUUAUGAAGUUAUAUGUCCUAACAGCGAUUAAUAUCUUUCUAAGCUUUUUAAUACACUUGCUAUGGCUGAUGAAAGAUUUGUUACUUUUCUUUGCGAAAAAUUCUUUAGAAUGAUUGGAUUUAUUGUAUCAACUUAAAAAUCUAAAGAUGAAUGGAUAUAUAAGAGUAAGCUCCCAAAAUUCAUUCACAUUAUAACAGAAAAUAUAAAUAUUUAAAGAGUUUCUGACCAUUUAUUAAAUACACUAGGAGCUGAUAUUUUUAAUUUGCUUGAAUAUAUCUCAUUUUAUAUUCAAAAGAAAUAAAAUUUUUAAGAAGGAGAAGUAAAUGAAGUUGUUGUUUUAUUACCUGCUCUAACUUAUUUCAUGUUACAUUUUAAAUAGGUAAAAACUUUGAUAUAAAAAUAUCCAAAGGAGUUAGUGAAUGCAAUUAAUAAUUUAAAUUAGGCUCUUUUCUUUGGAAAUCUUAUUCAUUUUUAUUAUUAAUUUCCAGAUUAAUUAUAGAGUUGGUGUGAUAGUUUACAAUAUUUAACUUAAUUUAUUAAUAUUGAAGUUAAUAAUAUUGAAACUUAAGUCUAAGUUUUCUAAGCUUUGAAGCUUAUAAACGAUGAAGAGUUAACCAAAAAUAUGAUAUCUAUAAUGUGUGAUAGCUUUAGAGAUCAAAUUUAAAAAAUAAGUGAUUUAAUAGAAGAAAAAGAAAAAGAAAAAGAAUAAGAAUAAGAAAAAGAAAAAGAAAAAGAAAUUUUCUUUACAUUAUCAGUUUCUUCAUUAACUAUGUUGCCUUACCUAAUAGCAAUAUCUGAAAAAAAAAUGUUUACACAAUCUUCCAUUUAAAAAUUCUUUAAUGAUAAAUUUAGCUUUAAAUGUGAAGAAGAAAAAACACAUUUUUUCAAAUGCUUAAGAAAAGUUCUUUCAAAACAUAUCCUUUUUGAAGCUCGUUAAUUAAAUUAAGUUUUUUAAUUUUUAAGUAUGAUUGGAAUUGAAGAAUUAGCUUAAAAUACAAAGAAAAUCAUUUUUGGUCCAAGCUUUAAAAUUUAUGAUAUAUUCAUAUUCGUCAAUUCUAUAAUUCUUUUGGCCGAUAAUAAUAGUAAUAUCACUACUCAGAAUAAUCCACCUUAAAAACUAAUUUAAGAUUUAAAAAAUCAUUAGUUAAAGGAUAUAGAAUAACUUUACACUUCACAACUAGUGUAUUAAAUACUUUUAGAUUCGACACCUUUGUUAAACUUGUUCUUUAAAACGUUAGAUGAGUGCUCAUCAGAAGAUACUCAAAUAAAAAAAAUAAUCAAAAGGAAUGUAGAAGAACUUGUUGUGACUUGCUUCAAUAAAAAUAAACUAGAAAAAAUGAACUUGCACGAUUUGGAGGAGAUUUGCUCUGUUUUAAUUGAUGAUCAAAAUAUAGUGAAACUAAAUUACAAUGAAGUUUUGGAUUAAAAUGAAAGCUAAUAGUUUAUUUUCCUUCGCAAAUAAUAUACCCAAAAAUUUUAUUCUCGUCAUCUGUUAAGAAAUUAAUUUGAUGAAGUUUAUUAAGAUAUCAAAGAUCUAAAAAUUAUAGAAUCUGAGGAGUACACAUUUGCUGGAAGCGAUUUUAGUUUAGAAAAGCUAUUUCCAUAUCAAUAAGAAAUCUUCAAAAAGAUAUUUUUGGAUGAGGAGUAUGUUAGAUAAAUCAUUUCAGUUUGUUUAGAAGAAAAAGAAUUUGGCGAUAAAAUAUAAGAAAACUUAAUACUGUAUCUUUUGUUAAAAUUUAUUGUUUCUAAAGAUCAAUCUGAAAUUAUGAGUGAAGAAGAGAAAAAAUAAAUUGAAAAAAUAAUCUAAAUAUUACCUUUGGACAAAUUAAAAAAACAAUUUAUAGCUUAAAAUUAUAGGUUAAAACAAUAACCUAUCAUAUUUUUGUUGAGAACUGUUGAGAAAAUAUUAGAAAUGUUGAAACAGCUAAGUUAAAAUGAAAAAUGA